Molecule: messenger RNA, 1735 nt
Organism: Cynara cardunculus var. scolymus (artichoke)
Lineage: Eukaryota; Viridiplantae; Streptophyta; Magnoliopsida; Asterales; Asteraceae
Product: rho GTPase-activating protein 5
Exons: 5
Coding region: 156-1580 (474 amino acids)
Biological process (GO): signal transduction
Molecular function (GO): GTPase activator activity
Source: RefSeq, a predicted model, not a curated record
UGUCUUCCCCAAUUCUCACAAAUUCACCAAACCCCAUUAAGAAAAACCCUAGAUUGCCCAUCAAUCCAUUCAAGAUUCAUCCCUUCCCUUAAAACCCAAGUUAUAAUUGAAGAAAUAUUUAAUCUUUUUUUUUUUUUUGCUUUUUAGGGUUUGAAAUGACAGAAAUACUUCAAUCCCCACUUCAGAUAUCUUCUUCUCAAAGCUCUUUGAUGUCAUUAGAUGACAAUGAUGGGCUACUCCAACAAACACAUCAUCAAUUUCCUUCUUCCCUUAUUAACCCUUGUCCCAAUCUGUAUUCGGUACAAGUAUCUGUAUGUAAUCGAUCAAAUACAGAAGAAAGAAUUGGGUUUAGAGAGAGAAGAAAGAGGAGAGAGAGAGAAGAAGAGGCUUCAUUGUUGGAUGUUGUAGUCACUGUUUUUAGGAAAUCACUUGUGGAUACUUGUAAUAGUGUUAAAUUUGAGGACUUUUCUUCUGAUAAUAACUCAAAAUCUUCAAAAAUGGAGAUUGGAGUGCCUACAAAUGUUAGGCAUGUUGCUCAUGUUACGUUUGAUAGGUUUAAUGGGUUUCUUGGUUUGCCUGUUGAGUUUGAACCUGAGGUUCCCAGAAGGCCUCCCAGUGCCAGCACAAGUGUUUUCGGGGUAUCAACCGAAUCUAUGCAGCUCUCAUUUGACUCUAGAGGAAACAGCGUGCCCACGAUCCUUCUAAUGAUGCAAAGGCGUUUGUAUGCUCAAGGAGGCCUUCAGGCUGAAGGAAUCUUUAGAAUCAACGGUGAUAAUGGACAAGAAGAGCAAAUAAGGGAACAACUGAACCGAGGAGAAGUGCCCGAAAACAUUGAUGUACACAGCUUAGCAGGUCUUAUUAAGGCUUGGUUUAGAGAACUGCCAAAUGGGGUAUUGGACACGAUUGAGCCGGAGCAGGUAAUGCAAGCGCAGUCGGAAGAUGAGUGUGCUCGGCUCGUGAGGCUGCUGCCGCCAACAGAAGCUUCGUUGAUGAAUUGGGCCGUGAACCUGAUGGCGGAUGUUGCUCAACUUGAACAUCUCAACAAGAUGAAUGCUCGUAACAUUGCUAUGGUGUUCGCUCCAAAUAUGACUCAGAUGGCGGAUCCUUUGACCGCGCUGAUGUAUGCGGUCCAAGUUAUGAACUUUCUGAAGACUUUGAUCGUCAAGACGCUAAGGGAAAGAGAAGAUCCGAUGGUUGAGCCGGGACCCGCAUCACGAUUUGAUCAUUUUGACGAAAACAACGAACCCCACUGCUCUUUAACAAUCGACGAGACCAAUGAGGUGAACAUGGAGGAUCAAGAUUUUUCAAUCAAAGAACCCACCUUGGAAAAACGAUAUGAAGACACAUUUGAGGAUGAUUUGAACUCUAAACAUCAAAGUCAAACUACUAUGGUUGAAGAAGGUGGUGCUAGGGCGGCUGAAGGCGGUACUAGGGUGGUUGAAGCAGCUAAGAGUAGAAAUCCACAGUCGAGCAACUCGAAUCAUAAGAAGGGACUGAGAAAGAAUGUAGAAAAGAGCAAAGGAAGCACGAUUGUGAGCCGUUUAAAUUCAAGAAGUGAGAGGAUUGAAGCGUGGCGGUGAAUGGGUGGCCGGUGGCAGACGGGGGUGGUGGUAUCUAUUUGACCGAUGGUCAGAAAAAGUCAAAGUUUAUACAAUUUGGUUUGGACAUGUGAUUUGGUAUAUGCUAUGCAUACCAAUGGUUUGUUUAUGUUUUAUAUGCAUCUGGGUUGAUCAUA